UUAUUUAAUUGUUUGACCUAUUUGGUAGUUUAAAUACAUAACUACGAAAUUUCAAUAAAAAAAGUUAUGAAACAUGGACGAAUCCCUAGUAGUAACAGUUAAGAAUAUUUGUUGUACUUGUUUAAGUAUAGAUAGAAAGUUAACCCGACUUUGUAGCAUCGAUGAUGGUAUAAAUAAUUUGUUUUUUCUACUUUCAUGCGAUUCGGAAGCUUAUGAGUUAUUAUGCUACAAGGAAACAGCAGAUCUCCAUAUUUGUUGGGAGUGUAAAGCGUUGUUGAACCGUCUGUGUAACUUCCGAGAUCAAGCGUGUAUUUCUCAGAAACGUCUAGAUAACAUCAUUAAUGGUACUAACAAGAACCAGCACUAUUGCCUAUCUAAUUUGUCUAACAGUCAUCAAAAUUCAUAUGACUACGAAUAUAUUACAGCUGACGUUAACGACACGAUCAAAGAUGAAGACUGCGACUCUAUUAAAAGUGAGAGUGAUGCAGAGUUUCUGGUCUUUCCAGACUUGAUUAACGAUUCAAAUGAAGGAACAGAUGAUGAUAAAGAUUUAUUAAUUGAAUCCGACAAAAGUUCAGUACUAACGACUAGAGGAGACGUUGAAAAUGUCUUAAAUAUAGACAGAAAUAAGGAUCAAAUCAGAAAGAUUAUAGUGGAAGAAAAUAUGAAUUAUACAAUUAUUAAAAUGAAUGAACGGGAACUGAAAAAUAGUUUGCAAGAUAGGAAGUCGGUGCCGAGUUUUGUUGAAGCGUUGUUCAAGUGCGAUACAUGUGUGGAAGUGUUUAGAGAUGAAACGGAAUAUCAGGCGCAUAUGAAUGAGGCGCAUAAAAAGCUCCCAAAACACAAGAAGUGUGAUAUUUGCCAAGUGUACGUGAAAAGGAGAUGGUACGAUGAACACAGGAGCGAUCACUAUCUGAAAUACCAGUGCCAUUUCUGCGACAAUAUUUCGUAUAACGUCAUCGUUAUAUUGAAACAUUUGAAAAUCGGUCACGCUGUUAAGAGUAUACCGAAGGAAAUUCGGAAGUUACGAAAGAGAUCAUAUUUGAAGAAUCCAGGCCUGAAACCUUGGUUGGCGGACGUGUCGCCGGACAAACACACGUCGGUUGGCUACGUGUGCUCGAAGUGCAAUGAAUUAUUCGACACCAAGAAAGAGAGAACGCUCCACAUACAGAAAGUUCACAAACAGCCCGACUUUAAGUGCUCCACGUGCGGGAAAACAUUCACUGGCUCGUACAACUUAAUGAAUCAUGAACGCCUACACUCGGGCACUUUGCCCCGACAGCCGUGCCCGAUAUGCGGGAAGUUAAUCCGGUACGACACGAUGAAGGCCCAUUUGAAAGUUCACGGAGAAAGGCAGAGUGUAAAGUGCUUCGAGUGUAACAAAUCAUUCGUUUCUCAUUCGUCGUACCUUCAGCACCUAAAGUUCACGAAGACACACGCCGGAAACGACGCGUUUAGAAUCCGAUGUCCGAUUUGCAAGAGAGGUUUCCGCACGAAGGCCGAUCGCCACGAUCACAUUAACUACCGUCACAUGGGGAAGAGUAACCACAAAUGUCCGAUUUGUGAUAAGAUAAUAUCAUCGGGCAGGUUGCUUACCCGUCACUUAAAGUACACGCACUACGGCGAAAAGAAGGAGACGGUGCGGAAAAUAUACUUAUGUCAAACUUGUGGGAAAGUUUGCCGGGAUACGACAGCGUUAAGAGAACACGAAUCCAUACAUACAGGAGAAAAGCCGCUGAAGUGCGACCUCUGCGGGAAACGCUACCGGAGGAGCGGUGCGCUCUGCACCCACAAGAGACUCGCCCACAAAGUCAUAUCGAAGAGAUUACUAUUGAAGCACACGGAAACAAACGUCGAGGAUAUUGAGGAGUAAUUCAGUUAUAUCCAAUUCCGACCGGAAGUUAAGACUGAGGAUAUAUUGAAGUGAACAGCUGCACUGUAUUCCCUGUCUUUUGCAAUUCAAGGGACUGGAAAGAGGUUUCGGUGGUAGGGCUUUGUGUAAGCUAGUCUGGGUAGGUACCACUCACUGAUCA
Molecule: messenger RNA, 2033 nt
Organism: Vanessa tameamea
Lineage: Eukaryota; Metazoa; Arthropoda; Insecta; Lepidoptera; Nymphalidae
Product: zinc finger protein 454-like
Exons: 10
Coding region: 74-1873 (599 amino acids)
Source: RefSeq, a predicted model, not a curated record